AUGGCUGCCACCGCCGCGUCUGUUCCGAGUAACGGCUCUCCUCGUCCGAAUCCCCAAAUACAGCCAUGUAGAUACAAGGUGGGAAAGACGUUGGGCGCGGGCUCAUAUUCCGUUGUAAAGGAGUGUGUACACAUUGAUACCGGUCGUUACUAUGCCGCAAAGGUCAUUAACAAGAGACUAAUGGCUGGUCGCGAACAUAUGGUUCGAAAUGAGAUUGCCGUCCUUAAAAAAGUCUCGAUGGGUCAUCAAAACAUCCUGACCCUCGUCGACUACUUCGAGACGAUGAACAAUCUUUACCUUGUAACUGAUCUCGCGCUCGGCGGGGAGCUCUUCGAUCGGAUCUGCCGCAAAGGAUCGUAUUAUGAAUCUGAUGCUGCCGACUUGAUUCGCGCGACACUAUCUGCCGUUGCGUAUCUCCACGACCACGGAAUCGUACAUCGUGAUCUUAAGCCCGAGAACCUACUCUUCCGUACCCCCGAAGAUAACGCCGACCUUCUUAUUGCCGAUUUUGGCCUGUCGCGUAUUAUGGAUGAAGAGCAAUUCCACGUGUUGACGACGACUUGCGGUACCCCGGGAUACAUGGCGCCCGAGAUCUUCAAGAAGACGGGCCACGGCAAACCAGUUGAUAUAUGGGCCAUGGGGGUUAUUACGUACUUUUUACUGUGCGGAUACACGCCGUUCGACCGCGACAGCGACUUUGACGAAAUGCAGGCGAUCCUAAACGCUGACUAUAGCUUUCAGCCAGUAGAAUAUUGGCGCGGUGUCAGCGAUAACGCAAAAGAAUUUAUUUGCCAGUGUCUUACCGUCGACCCCAACAAGCGCAUGACAGCGCACGAGGCCUUAUCUCAUCCUUUCGUCGCCGACUACAGCUUGGGCGGUGACGGUGAUAGAGGCCAGAACCUACUCCCCACAGUCAAGAAGAACUUCAACGCGCGUAAAACGUUACAUGCAGCUAUCGACACGGUGCGAGCCAUCAACAAGCUACGGGAGGGCCACGCGAAUGCCCACUUGAUGGACGGCACCCGAUCGGCAGAGCCGAAGCAGGGCGCCCCCCCGUUAGAUAAGGCUGAGGUAGCCAAAGGUGACUCGGGCUAUUCGAGUACGCAGAACGAAGACGUAGAUAUGGGCGGCAUGGGCCCCGAGUCGGACGUACCUGCGAGUUUAAGACCCGGCGUCGCUGCUAACCGAGUGGUUGAAACAUCGAAAGGACUAUGGAGUGCCAGCCAACCACGACGGUGA
Molecule: messenger RNA, 1239 nt
Organism: Daldinia childiae
Lineage: Eukaryota; Fungi; Ascomycota; Sordariomycetes; Xylariales; Hypoxylaceae
Product: Calcium/calmodulin-dependent protein kinase type I
Exons: 2
Coding region: 1-1239 (412 amino acids)
Biological process (GO): cellular response to oxidative stress; protein phosphorylation
Molecular function (GO): calcium/calmodulin-dependent protein kinase activity; ATP binding; calmodulin binding
Source: RefSeq, a predicted model, not a curated record